UAAACACCAUACACUAUAUUGUCAAAAGUAUUGCGCCAGCCCUCCAAAUCAUGUGAUUCAGGUGUUCCAAUCACCUCCAUUGCCACAGGCAUGCAGACUGCUUCUACAAACAUUGGUGAAAGAAUGGGUCGCUCUCAGGAGCUCAGUGACUCCAAGCGUGGUCCCGUGAUAGGUGGUCACCUGUGCAAUAAGUCCAUCCGUGACAUUUCCUGGCCACUAAAUAUUCCACGCUCAACUGUUAGUGGGAUUAUAACAAAGUGGAAGCAACUGGGAACAACAGCAACUCAGACACCAAGUGGUAGGCCAUGUCACAUGACAGAGCGGGGUCAGCGCAUGUUGAACCGCAAAGUGCGCAGAAGUCGCCAACUGUCUGCAGAGUCAAUA
This is a messenger RNA of Staurois parvus, 384 nucleotides long. The record is from the annotation of a GenBank genome assembly. NCBI's taxonomy places the organism in Eukaryota, Metazoa, Chordata, Amphibia, Anura, Ranidae.